Messenger RNA from Morus notabilis, 1931 nucleotides. Its product is annotated as anthocyanidin 5,3-O-glucosyltransferase. The record is from RefSeq and is a predicted model, not a curated record. The transcript has a single exon. Bases 368 to 1789 code for a protein of 473 amino acids. NCBI's taxonomy places the organism in Eukaryota, Viridiplantae, Streptophyta, Magnoliopsida, Rosales, Moraceae. Gene Ontology annotation, molecular function: UDP-glycosyltransferase activity.
UGGAAUUUAGCUAAAAAAUAAAAAACCUAUUAAAUGCAUAGUGAUAGCUGGCUGCACAUUUAAUUUGCAUGGUACGAUUUGUCGUUUACUUAUCAUCGAAUCGAACAGUGAACAGUACAAUAGUUGAUCAAAGUUGUGGCUGCUUCUGCCUUUAUGCGGCCUGCUUUCUCUUGUUAUUGAUUACCUCACCAAUUUCAUAAUAACUAUCGUCUUCCCAUUUUGUUUGACGUGGCUAAAAGGACCACCAUACGUUCAAGCUCUUCUGAUAUCUCUAUCACAACUAUUGCUUCAAUAAAUCAAAGCCUAGUCGCCAGUAGCAAGUUCCGAUCCUCAAUAGUCAUAAUUUACGUAAUCGUAUUAUGAUAUUAUGGAGGAGGCUAUAGUUUUGUUCCCACCUCCAGGCGUGCACAGCCACUUGGUCCCGAUGAUAGAGCUCGCCAACCUCAUCCUCACUCACCACCCCACCUUCUCCAUCACAAUCUUCCUCCUCAAACCGCCACCAAACUCCUCCAACCAAUACCUCGCCGCCGCCGCCGCCGCCACCAAAAGCAUCACGUUACACGCAUUCCCUCCCAUCCCCGACCAUGACAUCCCUCCAAACCUUUCCCCUCUCGAGCUGCUUUUUGAGCUCCCUCGUCUCCACAGCUCUAAUAUCCGCAAAACCCUACAAGCACUCUCCGAGAAAACCAAACUCAAAGCCUUUAUCAUCGACUUCUUUUGCUACGGAGCGUUAGAAGUCUCUAAAAGUCUCAGCAUUCCCACGUACUAUUUCUUCACCACAAGUGGAAGCGGUCUCAACUUUUUCCUUUACUUGCCCACUCUAGACCGCGAGAGCGGGAAGAGCUUCAAAGACAUGGAGUCUCCCGUGUCUGCCCCGGGCUUGCCCCCCAUUCCGACGCCGGAUAUUCCGUCGACGCUUCAGGAUCGGACGGCUAGGAUCUUCAAGUACUUCUUCGAAACCGCGAUCCACAUGGCGGAGUCGAGCGGGAUCAUCGUCAACACUUUUGAGUCCUUGGAAGAGACUUCUCUGAAAGCGUUACGCGACGGGCUUUGCGUGCCGGAGAAACCAACUCCGCCGAUAUUCUACGUCGGACCAAUCGUUUUGAAGAGUUCAGAUAAUGGAGAUGGCGGUAAACAAGAGUACUGUCUGAGUUGGCUUGACCAGCAACCUAGUAAUAGCGUUGUUUUCUUGUGUUUCGGAAGCAUGGGAUUGUUCUCGGCGAAGCAGUUGUUUGAAAUGGCGGUGGGUUUGGAGAAGAGUGGACAGAGAUUCUUGUGGGUGGUGAGGGACCCACCCGGAGAUGGUGAUCAAGAAAGGAGCUUGGAUGAGGUACUACCCAAGGGAUUUCUGGAGAGGACGAAGGAGAGGGGACUGGUGGUGAGGAAAUGGGCCCCGCAGGUGAAGAUACUGAGUCAUGACUCGGUGGGUGGGUUUGUAACUCACUGCGGGUGGAGCUCGGUGCUGGAAUCGAUCUGUGCUGGGGUUCCGAUGGUGGCUUGGCCGCUCUACGCGGAGCAGAGACUGAACAGGGUGUUCCUUGUGGAGGAGAUGAGGAUUGCUUUGGCGCUGAACGAUUCGGGAGAUGGCGGGUUGGUGAGUGGGGCCGAGUUGGAGGAGCGAGUCAGAGAGUUGAUGGGCUCCGAGUCGGAGAGAGGGAGGGAAGUGAGGGAGAGGGUUUUGAUGAUGAGAGACGCUGCCGUGAAUGCGAUGGGCAGUGGUGGGUCCUCUCGCCUUGCGUUGACUAAGUUGACUGAGCAGUGGAAGAAAAACUCAGCUUUGAUCAAUUAAGAGGACAUUGUAUUUUAAGUUUAUUAAAAAACAUAUAUAUACCAUGUAUUUAUAUGUUUUUGAGAUUGUAGCUCUGAAUUCUACAUUCGGGACAAAAUUUCCCCAUGUUUGAUUCAACUAUUUCAACCAAAACAUUUAAUUC